AUGCACAUCUACCGCCGUCACGCCGGGAAUCUGGCCUGGUACGACGAGGAGGGCGAGCCCUCGUCGCACAACCCCUUCAAAAAGUUUCGCGCCCGUCCGCGCCGCUCCAGUUCCAUCCAGCUCGAGAGUCGCCUGGCCCCCGUGCGCACCGCGGGCGACGUCCGCUCCUCCGAGGAGCGUCGUCGUCGCCGCGACAUGACCGAGGGCCUGGCCGGCCCCGAGCAUUCGCUCUCCUUCCCGCCCGAGUCGGCGGGCACCGACCGGGCCUCGCAGCUGGAGAGCAGCGACCGCGCAGGCCCCGUGCCGUCCCUGCACAGCACCGACCCCAUCAACGUCUCGGCGCAGGAUGCGUCCGACAACGAGGCGGGCCUCCCCCGGAAGAGGAAGACGCUUAACGGCAAGGCUGACGACCAGUCCAUGGAUGACUAUACCAUGAACGGUGGCGGCGAGGAUAAGGAUCUGAUGGAGAAGCCUAAGUUCACCGUGGCGAACCAGAUCAAGGCGACCGUCUUCAACUCCUGGAUGAACAUCCUGAUUCUGGCAGCGCCGUUGCCGUGGAGCUACGUCGAUGUCAGCCGCGUCGCCGUUUUCGUGGUGAACUUUAUCGCCGUCAUUCCGCUGGCUGGCAUGUUGAGCUAUGCGACGGAAGAAAAUUGCCAUGCGGUUACGUCCUCUCCCCGUACCGGCCACACGGACCUGGCUAAUCCUUCUAGCACUGGCGAAACCAUCGGUGGUCUGCUCAACGCCAGUUUCGGUAUUCUCUCCAACCUCCUCCUGGUGAUGGGCAUGUGUUUCUUCUUCGGCGGCGUCAACCGGCUGGAGCAGCAUUUCAACGUCGUCGUCGCGCAGACGGCCGCGAGUCUGCUGGCCCUCGCCGUGGGAGCCCUGAUCAUUCCCACUGCAUUCCACAACUGGUCCGAGGCCGGUGACACGGGCAUUGCGCCUCUUUCACGUGGCACCAGCGUGAUCCUCCUCGUCGUCUACGGGUGCUACCUCUUUUUCCAACUCAAGUCGCACACGGUGAUCUACAACGCACCCAGUCCGAAAGUCGAAAAGCGCCGCCAGCGCAUCACCGAAGGUGACGCCAGCCGCGGCAUCGCGCAGAUCGGCAAGAUGAGCGCCACGCUGGCGGGCCACAACGCGCAGCAGAUGGAGCUCAACGACCCGGCCGACGAGCCCGAGGAGCCGCAGCUGCAUAUCUGGGUUGCGGUGCUGACACUCGGCAUCUCGACGGCGCUGGUGGCUUUGUGCGCCGAGUUCAUGGUGGAUUCGAUCGAUGCGAUCACGCAAACAGGCGGUGUGUCGGAGACGUUCGUCGGGCUGAUUCUGCUGCCUAUUGUGGGAAACGCGGCGGAGCAUGCGACCGCCGUGACGGUGGCCUGCAAGGACAAGAUGGAUCUGUCGAUCGGGGUGGCGGUGGGAUCGAGCAUGCAGAUUGCGCUGCUGGUGCUGCCGUUCAUUGUGAUUCUGGGGUGGAUUUUGGGUAACGAUGAUAUGGUGAGUGCCACAAGUGUGGUGAACUACCUCAUUGCCGACGGCAAAUCUCACUGGCUCGAGGGCGUCCUCUUAAUGAUGAUGUACGUUAUCAUCGCCGUCGCUGCUUGGUUCUACCCGACCAAGGAUAAGACCAAUGGCGCUUAG
Molecule: messenger RNA, 1641 nt
Organism: Aspergillus terreus NIH2624
Lineage: Eukaryota; Fungi; Ascomycota; Eurotiomycetes; Eurotiales; Aspergillaceae
Exons: 11
Coding region: 1-1641 (546 amino acids)
Biological process (GO): intracellular calcium ion homeostasis; calcium ion transmembrane transport
Cellular component (GO): fungal-type vacuole membrane
Molecular function (GO): calcium:proton antiporter activity
Source: RefSeq, a predicted model, not a curated record